AUGAGCCAAAACAUAACACCCUCCAAAGACGUGGGAUUAGCACGGUUUGCGAUAAAAUGUUCAAGAGAAUUCCCCAAGUGCGCGGCAUGUCGUCCAUGGCCAGGCGAAUGCGUUUACCACAGAUUAACCCCAGUCUCCAAACCCAACGAGCCUGUUAAUGCGAAUGAACCAGUCAAAUCAGCAGCAAGAAUACCACUUCAAAACUCCAGCAACGUGGAUCAACGCUUGUCCCGUGUUGAGAAAGCUCUAGAUACCCUCUCCAGCGUGAUCAAUACGUCCCUCAUUAGUUCUGCCGGAACCCGUGGAAUCUCUGAAGCCCCUUCAAUCACAACAAAGUCAGAUUCGGAAGCGGCGACAUCAUAUCGACCGCAAAUGGGAGAAGUAGGUUUUCUUCAGAGUGCGCAGCUUGCUGACAUCUUGUUCAUCACUCCACCGGAUGACCUCCUCUUAAACGUCAUAUUCGAUCCGGCUAAAGUGUCUCAACGCGCUUGGAUUGUCUACGUCGACUUCAUUCUUCUGACUCUUCUGCAGCACGAUGAUUCUCAAGCAGAUGUUGUUGAGAGCCUCAAGAAGAACACAGAAAUGGCUCUCAAUGACUGUAGAAUAUUCCUGGAACCGAGCGAGAUAAACAUCCAAGCACUCAUGCUAUUAGGGUGCCACGGCGAGCAAUACGCUUCUCCCAAUCUCUCUUGGAUGCUUGUAGGUCAUGCCUGCCGUCAAGCCCAAGCCCUCGGAUUGCAUUCCCUUGGAAGAGGCGAUUACGCACACCAACAACGCCAAUUGGCACUAUUCUGGUCCUUAUUUGCAGUGGACAAGUCUUGUUCAUUGGCCUUCGGACGGCCGAUGUUACUGCCAACCGCCACAUAUGAGAAUGUUCCACUUCCCGAUUUCCAGUACCUUCUAGGCUACCAUCCGCACAGAAAUAAACCCGUUAUUACUCAGAAUGGCUCUUCAACCUCAACAUUUGGCGCCCAUUUCUUCAUCCAAGGAAUGGAAUUGGCCAAGUUAACGGGGGCAGUACUCGGUCUUCUCGCGUGUCCUGGAAAUGUUGCAGAUCAUCGGGCUUUGGCUGCCAAACUACAGUCAUGGGAUUCAAAUACAAACAAGCUUCUUUUGACAGUUUUUAAUGGUGAAGCUGCCAGCUCGACAGCUCACCAGAUCCAAGAGAUGAUGAUUGGGGUGCGUGCAAUGAGAUUUCAAUAUCUACACAUCACGAUCCUGGUAUUGCGCAAUGAUCCAAGCAGCAGGGAGCGCCGCGUUCAGGCAGCUCGAGACGCCAUCAUGCUCCUCCCGGAUCUGGUUUCAAACUCAACUCAUGUGUACAACGGGCUUGUGUGGCAACUGUUAUACUACCCUUUCACCCCAUUCUUUACAGUAUUUAGUCAUAUCAUGGACAAUCCAUCGGCACCAAGUACACCCCAGGACCUCGAAUUACUCACCAAGACUGCUACAUAUUUCAGUAGCAUGAAACAAUUCGGCUCUCUUCCCGCCGUCUCAUCCAAGCUAGAAAAAACAGCUUUAGUCUUCUGUAAUUUGGCAACCUUUGUCACGUCUAGUGAGCAUGCCAAUGGAGAUGCGCAAGACCAGCAGUCUACGACGACAGCCACCAGCUCCGAAGAGUCUGUACCAUCAGCAAUAGGCUUGGAAGAACCUACACUCUAUGAAAUCGAUACUUCGUCUAAUCAAGAUUUCGAUGCGCAAUCAGGCUUUGACAAUACUGACAUUGAGAAUAUUUUAGGCUGCUUGGACUCUGACGUUCCUUCACCACGCAAGCGUAAGCGAUCAUUUGACAACACCAUGGAUUGGUUUUCUUGGGACACAUAUUAUUGUCAAGAAUAA
Messenger RNA from Trichoderma virens Gv29-8, 1839 nucleotides. RefSeq lists its product as uncharacterized. Gene Ontology annotation, molecular function: zinc ion binding; DNA binding. NCBI's taxonomy places the organism in Eukaryota, Fungi, Ascomycota, Sordariomycetes, Hypocreales, Hypocreaceae. The transcript has 8 exons. Bases 1 to 1839 code for a protein of 612 amino acids. Gene Ontology annotation, biological process: DNA-templated transcription. The record is from RefSeq and is a predicted model, not a curated record.